AUGAGGUUGAGGAGUGACUGGACUUGGAUGGAGUCGUACAUGGUUCAUUUUCCAGACACUGAAAGAGCAGAAUGGUUAAAUAAGACUGUAAAACACAUGUGGCCUUUUAUUUGCCAGUUUAUAGAAAAGUUGUUUCGAGAAACCAUAGAACCAGCUGUGCGGGGAGCAAACACCCACCUUAGCACCUUUAGUUUCACAAAGGUUGACGUUGGUCAGCAGCCCCUCAGGAUCAAUGGUGUUAAGGUUUAUACUGAAAAUGUAGACAAAAGGCAGAUUAUUCUAGACCUUCAGAUUAGUUUUGUAGGAAACUGUGAGAUUGAUUUGGAGAUCAAACGAUAUUUUUGUAGAGCUGGUGUAAAGAGCAUACAGAUUCAUGGUACAAUGCGGGUGAUCUUGGAACCAUUGAUUGGAGACAUGCCCUUAGUUGGAGCUUUGUCAAUCUUCUUCCUUCGAAAACCACUCUUGGAAAUUAACUGGACAGGACUGACUAAUCUUCUGGAUAUCCCUGGAUUGAAUGGUUUAUCAGAUACUAUCAUUUUGGAUAUAAUAUCAAAUUAUCUGGUACUUCCCAAUCGAAUCACCGUUCCUCUUGUCAGUGAAGUUCAGAUAGCUCAGUUGCGGUUUCCUGUACCAAAGGGUGUUCUAAGGAUACAUUUUAUUGAAGCUCAGGAUCUUCAGGGGAAAGAUACUUAUCUUAAGGGACUUGUCAAGGGAAAAUCAGACCCCUAUGGAAUUAUUCGAGUUGGCAACCAAAUCUUCCAAAGCAAGGUCAUCAAAGAGAACCUCAGCCCAAAGUGGAAUGAAGUGUAUGAGGCUUUAGUCUAUGAACAUCCUGGACAAGAAUUAGAGAUCGAGUUGUUUGAUGAAGACCCAGACAAGGAUGACUUUUUAGGAAGUCUUAUGAUUGAUCUUAUUGAAGUUGAAAAGGAGCGCCUUUUAGAUGAAUGGUUCACUCUGGAUGAGGUUCCCAAAGGAAAGCUGCACUUGAGACUGGAAUGGCUCACACUAAUGCCAAAUGCAUCAAACCUUGAUAAGGUGCUAACAGACAUCAAAGCUGACAAAGACCAAGCCAAUGAUGGUCUUUCUUCUGCAUUGCUGAUCUUAUAUUUGGAUUCAGCAAGGAACCUUCCGUCAGGGAAGAAAAUAAACAGCAACCCAAAUCCUCUUGUCCAGAUGUCGGUUGGGCACAAGGCCCAGGAGAGCAAGAUUCGGUACAAAACCAAUGAACCUGUUUGGGAGGAAAAUUUCACUUUCUUCAUUCACAAUCCCAAGCGCCAGGACCUUGAAGUUGAGGUCAAAGACGAGCAGCACCAGUGUUCUCUGGGGAGCCUGAAGGUCCCCCUCAGCCAGCUGCUCACCAGUGAUGACAUGACUAUGAGUCAGCGGUUCCAGCUCAGUAACUCAGGUCCAAACAGCACCUUGAAGAUGAAGAUUGCCCUCAGGGUGCUCCAUCUUGAAAAGCAGACGAGACCUCCAGACUACCAACACUCAGCUAAAGUAAAACGACCCUCUGUUUCCAAAGAGGGGAGGAAAACAUCCAUCAAAUCUCAGAUGUCUGUGUCUCCGGGCCCUGGUGGCAGCCACACUGCACCAUCCACACCCAUCAUUGGGAGUAGUGAUAAGCCUGGUGUGGAAGAGAAGGCCCAGCCCCAUGAGGCUGGUCCUCAGGGGCCGCGCGACCUAGGGAGAAGUUCCUCCAGCCUCCUUGCCUCCCCAAGCCACAUCUCAGCCAAGGAGCCCACGCCCAGCAUUGCCUCAGACAUAUCACUGCCCAUCGCCACCCAGGAGCUGCGGCAAAGGCUGAGACAGCUGGAAAACGGGACAACCCUAGGACAGUUUCCACUGGGACAGAUCCAGCUGACAAUCCGGCACAGCUCACAGAGAAACAAGCUCAUUGUGGUCGUGCACUCCUGCAGAAAUCUCAUCGCCUUCUCGGAAGAUGGUUCUGAUCCAUAUGUCCGCAUGUAUUUGUUACCAGACAAGAGGCGAUCAGGAAGGAGGAAAACACAUGUAUCAAAGAAAACAUUAAACCCAGUGUUUGAUCAAAGCUUUGAUUUCAGUGUUUCAUUACCAGAAGUGCAAAGAAGAACACUAGACGUUGCAGUGAAAAACAGUGGAGGUUUCCUGUCCAAAGACAAAGGGCUUCUUGGCAAAGUGUUAGUUACUCUGGCAUCUGAAGAACUCGCCAAAGGCUGGACCCAGUGGUAUGACCUCACAGAAGACGGAGCGAGGCCACAGGUGGUGACGUAGCCACAGGUGGUGACGUAGCCAUGCCGGGCACGAAGCUCCUCCUCUGUGUAUCUCCCUCAGCUCUCCUUGGAACACAUCUUCUCACAGACGUACCAAUAUUAUUUUUAUAAUUUCAUGUAUUUAGUUAUACAUACCUUGAAAGUUUUAUAUAAUUGUUGACAUCUUAGGCAAAUUUGGCCAAUGUUACUGUUAAAUUUUAUGUAUUGAAUUUCCUCUAGUAUUUCACCAGUUACUCUAGUGUGCAAUAGGAUGGUAGUUAGUGUGUUCUGUAAGCUCUCUGUCAGUUGUGUCUACUAGGAAACAGAUACAUGUAUAUGCUUUAUUAUUGUUUUGUUUUGUAUAUCACUGAGGUACACUAUGCCAUGUAAAUAGACUCUAUUUUUUAUAAUAUACAUGCUGAUUUGAAUUCAGAAGAAAAUAGAUCAAGGAAAUAUAUAUUUUCUUCUAAAACUUAUUAAAUUCUUGUGACAAAUAAUCAUUUUCAUCUUUGCAGCAAAAAGUUCUCAGUGACUUAUUGCGUGGUGUUUCUUUUUAAAAAGGAAAACUGAAAGAUUAUUAAAUACUAGUAUAUUUCUGCCCAUUAUGAAUGAAAAAAUAAUCAAAAUAUUAACAUUUUCGUAAAUAUGAGGAUGUCUUAUUGAGAAGUAAGUUAAAGGGCUUGUAAGGAAAACUGUUUAUAACUGAGUAAUCUAAAAUACCAAGAGAAUUGUCAUGGUUCCUAAAUCAUAAUGUACUAAUCUGAAAUUCCUUACAUAAAAAUGAAAUGUCUUAAGUUUAUUUUAAUUAUUCGUUGUAACUUAUUAAUGAGAUAGUACAGACACACACAUUAUACUUUUCCUAAAAUAUAGGAACAGAUUUUCAAGUUUAGCAAUGAAGCGAUUGCAAAAUGGUUGGUGAUGAGCUUUGUUAAUUUUCAGUGUUUUCCCAGCCUAUAAAGAAAGAAAGGUACCCAUUGUCCUUAUAAGGGUUGUGAGAUAGAUCAGGAUGCAUAGAUAAGACAUUAUAUUAAGAGUUAAAAGCUCGUUCACACACUUAUUAGUGUUAAGAGCUAAUUAUGCAGCACACAUAGAAAGUGUCACCUAGUAGCUGGAUGCACACAGGCCACCACCAUGGCCAGGGGUGCCCGCAGCUGCCAGCACAGCAGCUGUUGUUCUUAAACAACCAUUUCCUGGGUUUUCUUACUUGCUGCCAUGACUGACCUUAAUAUCAGGAUAUUGUUAAAUAGUUUUUAUUUUAGAAUAUUUUUUUCUGUUUAGGUUAUUAAAAGCAUGUUUUGUAUACUUAAGAGUUCCCAAACACCCUGUGAGGUGAGACUCUAUAGCAGUCAUAGGCUCUGUAUGUCUAUAAACAAAGUGUGCACAUAUGCAGAAAGAUGUUUAAGUGUAUAGUAUAAGCUGUAUGAUGAAAAUGGCUUCCUAAGCCAUGAGAACAUUUUAAAACUAUGUAUACACAUAUUGGGGGAAAAUAUAGCUUUGUAAUCAAAAUUGAAGCUUUUACCUUAACUUCAUGGAACUGAACAACUUAAGAAUAACUCAUGUGACCAAACAUACCAAAGUGCCUGUGGCAGAUGCUGAUUGUUGUUUCUACGCACCCCUCCCUUUAGCACAUUUUAAUUUUGUCUCACUUUAUAACCUACACUUUGAACCAUGGGUUUAUUUAUAAUGGAGUUUAUAGCUUCACAACACAUUUCUUGUAAUCAUAAAGACCAGUAUAAUCUCACUGUCUCCUAUUUAGUGACACUUAAAAACCUCUAUAAACCAUUUAUAUUAGUAGUAUACAGGAUUAUUUGGGGAGGAAGCUUAUGAAUAUGUUGAUACAUACAUGCAAACAUUUAUGUACACAAACAUUUAACUAUUUUAGUAGCAUAGAAAGACAGGUAAUACUUAUUAAAUCUAGUUGCUUUCCCAUGGUUUUAGAUUUUUUUGAAGGUUUUUUAAAAAUAAGGUCUGUGGAAGGGCUUCUGUUAUAAUCUAUAAAAGAGAAGAAACACUCAUUGAAGUUUUAGCAUGCCAGUAAUUUUUACUAGCAUCCUACACAGUUGGGUUUUGCAUCCAUAAGCUUAAUCUAUUCAAUGUGUGUUUUACUUAAUGGAUGCUAUAUUUAGGCAAUUAGGCAAAAUAGAUGCAAUUAAAGGUGCAAAGCCCAAAGAAAGUCAGUUUAGCAGCACAAUGAGUUGCCCCUUGAUGCAGUGAAGUCAGGAGAGCUGUCACCUUUUGGAUGCAAGCUUCCCACUUGCAGGGUCUGGGGCCUCCAUAGCCCUUUUCAUUCUUUGUAAGAGGAAGGGAAGAAGGAGGGUGAAUCUGAGGCACUGAAGCACCUUCCAGAGAUGUGGGGAAGUCAGGAGCUAUCAUCAGGGCCACGCUCCUAGCACCCCAGGAUCCCAAUGGUAGAAAACACUCGAAUUCUCAGAAUAUUGAUUUGUUUUUAAUACUCUCAGAAUAUUGAUUUGUUUUUAAUAUUGAUUUGUUUUUAAUACUCGAUUUAUCUAGGAAAAGGGAACUUUAAUUCUUAUACCUUGAGCCAAGCCAAUGGAGAGAAAAUUAGAUACAUUUGAAGUGCAGCUCUGUUCCUUGUACAUGUGGGUUCUUAUCCUGUGCCUUAAAGUAAGAAGGUAUUGUUUCCAAGUUUCAGAUUAAAACAGAAGAAGCCUUGUAGCUAUAUUUACCACAAUUUAAUGCUGUAUUAUAAGAAUUCCUUUUACAGAUACUCUUUAUCAAGAGGUCAGCUCUUUUUCAAGAACCUAAGCCAAACGCAAAUCAGCGUGUAGAGCUGUGCAUUUAUUCUGUGGUUGCUACAUGAAUUCUGAUUCUGGCUGGUUCACCCGCUGCAAAUGGAGAACAGCAGGGCUUUUUAAAAAAAUAUAGAAUGUCCUUUUUGUGCAACUAAUUUUACAUAACUGUGCAUGUAUUUAUUCAAUAAAACUUUUAAGUUAU
Molecule: messenger RNA, 5183 nt
Organism: Carlito syrichta (Philippine tarsier)
Lineage: Eukaryota; Metazoa; Chordata; Mammalia; Primates; Tarsiidae
Gene: ESYT2
Product: extended synaptotagmin 2
Exons: 22
Coding region: 1-2250 (749 amino acids)
Biological process (GO): lipid transport
Molecular function (GO): lipid binding
Source: RefSeq, a predicted model, not a curated record